CACAUAGGUGUGGUAUAAUAAUGCCCGGCGCAGUUACACUGUGGGAGAAUCAAUCUUCAAGUCUAUUCUUUCAGUCACUCGCUUCUACAAGAGCAAGUUCGCCUUCAUUGAUUGUCGGCCGAAAAUUCAACUCCUUUGUGACAUUGGCACCUCGACCCGCGAAACGCACCGCAAUCGGUCUCACCUACUUCGCAUAUCAACAUCCUGUUUUUCUGAGCCUUUUGUUACUGUUUAGCUGCAUCCAAGAUGGUGCUACUCCCCACCCUUCUGAGCGCAUGCCUGGCCAUCGUUGCCACGACUACAGCAGCUCCCGCAGGAACAUGCGCAGCACCAAAGCCUCCAACAGAUUCAGACACUCCCACUCCAGGUCAUGAGAUGACUGGGAUUCCUAUGCCGGAUGAUUUCCACCGCUUCCAGAGAAGUUAUCAAAAGAACAUUCGUGCCUCGUUGCCCUCGGGCAAUUGCACAAAGAAGACUAUCGGAAAGAGGCGGUCAUGGGACGAACUUGACGACGCAACACGUAUCGAUUACCUUCGCGCUGUGAACUGCUUGGCUGCAAAGCCGGCUCUGACGGAUAAGAACCUCGCACCUGGCGCCGUAAACCGACUUGAUGAUUUCACCUACAUCCACAUCAAUCAGACAAACAUCAUUCAUGGAUCGGGCUAUCUUCUGCCUUGGCACCGCAUGUUCCUCUGGCAAUUCGAAGAAGCGAUGCGCAACGAAUGUGGGUACAAAGGUUACCUCCCCUACUGGGACAACCCGCGCUUCAGCGAAGAUCCCACAUCCUCAGCUGUAUGGUCUGGAUCGGAGACCGGUUUCGGUAGCAACGGCGUUGACCUCCAUCUCGAGCCCAAAACGCUUGUCUUCCCUGGACUCACGAAGCCGUUCAAGCUGCCUAUGCCCGGUGGCACAGGCGGUGGUUGCGUCACUGACGGCCCGUUCAAGAACCUCACUCUUAGCCUUGGUCCGGUGGUUAAGCCAUUUGUCGACAAGAACAACACUUACGGCUACGAGCCGAACCCUCGCUGCCUAGCGCGUAACUUCGAUCCGGCUUCCAGCAAGGGAGUCCUGACAUGGGCCAACGCCACGACAAUUGUCUCUAGUCAUAGCAUUGGGCAACUGCGAGGUACCAUCGAAGGACUAUGGCACAAGAAUUCCCACACGUACAUUGGUGGCGAGGGUGCGGAUCCAUUCAGCACAACGAACGACCCUGCUUUCUACCUUCUGCACGCACAGAUUGACCGCCUCUGGGCUAUCUGGCAGGGUCAAGACCUGAAGAACCGCGAGUACACGAUCGAUGGAAAUAGAACUUUUUUGGGCAUCCCGCUCACCGAUGCGCCAGACGUGCCCGUCAGUUUGGCUACGUUGGAUGAUGAGAUGGACAUGGGCUUGGGCUUUAAGCCAAAGGCGAAGGAAGGCAUGGCGAUGACUACGGGCAACUUUUGCUUCAUUUACGAGUAAGCUGAGAUUCCAGCGCGUUUCGCGUGGAGGAUAUG
Messenger RNA from Paraphaeosphaeria sporulosa, 1496 nucleotides. RefSeq names its product Di-copper centre-containing protein. The coding region runs from base 247 to 1461 and encodes 404 amino acids. The transcript is spliced from 3 exons. NCBI's taxonomy places the organism in Eukaryota, Fungi, Ascomycota, Dothideomycetes, Pleosporales, Didymosphaeriaceae. Gene Ontology annotation, molecular function: oxidoreductase activity. The record is from RefSeq and is a predicted model, not a curated record.